Molecule: messenger RNA, 1659 nt
Organism: Penicillium bovifimosum
Lineage: Eukaryota; Fungi; Ascomycota; Eurotiomycetes; Eurotiales; Aspergillaceae
Product: serine/threonine protein kinase SAT4
Exons: 1
Coding region: 1-1659 (552 amino acids)
Biological process (GO): intracellular signal transduction; intracellular monoatomic cation homeostasis; protein phosphorylation
Molecular function (GO): protein serine/threonine kinase activity; ATP binding
Source: RefSeq, a predicted model, not a curated record
AUGACUCCACCUUCCCAUUCACCUGUGCCAUCCGCAGUCUCGUCCGCCGCAACUUCACAACACUCAUAUGACCCUCCGGAUGGAGAUGCUUCGGUAACCCGCGCCUUAGGGGGCAUGAAUCUGGCCGCCCAGGCAAACGGGGACCACCUACCUCCUCCGGCGCUUUCUCCUGCCGCAAAACCCAACAAAGCUACAAUGGCUUCUCGACUCACACGCAUGUUCUCCAGUGCCGGAAAAUCCACACCGAGAGAAAACGCCGACGUUCCCCGUGAUUUCUCAGAUAGUAGCUUGGAAAGCAUCCAGCCUAUGAACGGAAAAAACUCAAAACCUUCUUCUCGACCCGCCUCCAGACCACCUUCUAGACCUCCUUCACGGGGAGCCAGCUCCCGAACACCGUCAAGAAACCCUUCGUUAAAAAAUGAACCUGUGGAAAAGCCAGAUAAGAAGAAGAUGGAGGACAAAAAGGGCAAAGACGGAGCCGCUCUGGCUCACAAGCGAUUUGAGGUGUUAUCAGAAGAGCUUGGCAAUCACUCACAUCAUCUGCGAAGCGCAAGGCGGCAAGAAAAGCUCACCGAUCUGCUGCGUGAUAUGAUAGGUGGCCGGAAAAAGGACGACCAGGCAGAUGAGCAGCAGCUAUCGUUGAUGUCGACCUGGAUUGAUCAGUUCAAGACGGAGCGUGAUAAGCUGGCUGCUGAUAAGAAGGGUGGUCCUAAUGCUACUGCUUCGUUGGUGGACAAGUACGGCAAGUGCCAGGAGAUUGUGGGCCGUGGUGCGUUCGGUAUCGUUCGAAUCUCGCACAAGGUCGAUCCUCAAGACUCCAAGUGUGAACAACUGUAUGCCGUCAAGGAGUUCCGCCGUCGACCCCAAGAAACGACCAAGAAGUAUCAGAAGCGGUUGACUUCAGAAUUUUGCAUUUCCUCGUCGCUCCGCCACCCGAACGUUAUCCACACACUCGACCUACUGCAAGAUGCCAAGGGAGAUUACUGCGAAGUCAUGGAAUAUUGUGCAGGUGGAGAUCUCUAUACCUUGGUCCUGGCUGCCGGGAAGCUGGAAGUCGCAGAAGCCGACUGCUUCUUUAAGCAGUUGAUGCGGGGUGUCGAGUACAUGCACGAGAUGGGUGUCGCUCACCGCGAUCUCAAGCCCGAGAACUUGCUUUUGACCACCCACGGUGCAUUAAAGAUCACCGAUUUUGGAAACGGCGAAUGCUUCCGCAUGGCCUGGGAGAAGGAAGCCCAUAUGACCGCCGGUCUCUGCGGAUCAGCUCCUUACAUCGCCCCGGAGGAGUAUGUUGAGAGGGAAUUCGACCCCCGGGCUGUUGAUCUCUGGGCGACCGGAGUAAUCUACAUGGCCAUGCGCACCGGACGGCAUCUCUGGCGGGUGGCACGCAAGGACGAAGAUGAGUUCUACCAGCGGUACCUCGACGGUCGCAAACAUGAGGAUGGAUAUGCUCCCAUCGAGACGUUACAUCGGGUAAGAACUGCUAAUGCCCCUGCUGCGGUUGCAGACCAAAGACUCAUCAAAUCUCAGGCUCGUUGCCGGAACGUGAUCUACUCCAUCCUCGAUCCGAAUCCCUCUCGCCGCAUCAAUGCUUCCCAGGUCCUCAAAUCCGAAUGGGUGCGCCAAAUCAAGCUUUGUAAGGCCGGCGAAGAAGGGUUCUGA